AUGUGUUUUCAGACGUCUGGACUUUUUUAUGCAUCAUUCUCAGGCCUCUCCAUUCCCUUUCCUUUCGCAUCAGUUAUUUUCUCUCAAAUUCUACUCUCUCUUGCACCAUACAGUUACUACCCUAUUGCUCCCCCAAACAGGAAAUUGCUGGAGAUUUCUCAUGUUGUUAAUUUCCUUCCUUAUAUGUUUUCUCAUGAAUUUAUAAAGAUAUUUAGCCAGAGCUUUUCUCUUGGCGUUUGGAGCUGCUCCCUUGGAAAACUGCAAAAUAGUAUGAUGGCUGCCAAACAUAAUAGCAUGAUGUUUGUUCUUAUCUUCCUCUUAACCUGA
Molecule: messenger RNA, 327 nt
Organism: Rangifer tarandus platyrhynchus (Svalbard reindeer)
Lineage: Eukaryota; Metazoa; Chordata; Mammalia; Artiodactyla; Cervidae
Source: the annotation of a GenBank genome assembly